GUAAUCUUUCCAAACUCAUCCACUCUUAUGUAAUUUACGAUACAACAAUCGCUAGCAAGAGAGAGAUGAAGUCGACGAUGCUUCCGUGGAAGACGAGGCUCUUAAUCUAUGUCUUCUCAUUCAUUACAAGAGCUGCCUGUCGCGCUGACGGUACCGUCAACCGCCGUCUACUCAGCGUCCUUGAUCUACUAAACCCUCGGCCCAAUGGAAAACCAGUUCACGGCGUUAGGACCGCCGACAUAACGGUGGACCCCUCCCGGAGCCUCUGGUUCCGCCUCUUCGUCCCAACCGAGAAAGUUGCCAGCAACGGUAGCGGCCUCCCGGUGAUCGUAUUCUUCCACGGCGGCGGAUUCGUCUUGCUCAGUGCUGACGCGAAGAACUACGACAUUCUCUGCCGCCAGUUCGCUCGGAAGAUGCCCGCUGUUGUGGUGUCCGUCAACUAUCGGCUUUCACCGGAAAACCGCUUCCCGGCUCCCUAUGACGACGGCUUCGACGUUCUUAAGUUCCUUGACAGUCGGAAGCUCGAAGCCAUUCCGGCGAAUGCCGAUCUUUCUCGGUGCUUCCUUGCGGGAGACAGCGCCGGAGCCAACUUGGCACAUCAUGUAGCAUGCCGAGCCGGCAAAGAAGUUGCGCUUCGGGAGGUGAAACUGGUUGGACUGAUAUCGAUCCAACCGUUCUUUGGUGGAGAGGAGCGGACCGAGUCCGAGAUCCGAUUCAGAGCCGAUCGGCUGGUUUCGAUGGACCGAACGGACUGGUUGUGGAAGGCUUUUCUGCCGGAGGGCUCGAACCGGGACCAUGAGGCGGCGAAUGUUUCGGCACCGAAAACUGCCGAUAUUUCGGAAUUGGAUUACCCCGCUACGUUAGUGUGUGUCGGUGGGUUGGAUCCGCUACAAGACUGGCAGAGAAGAUACUACCAAUGGCUGAAGAGUUCCGGCAAAGAAGUGAGCAUGAUCGAGUACCCAAAUGCGAUUCAUGGCUUCUUGGUAUUCCCAGAACUACCCGAAACUUCUCUGUUACUUGAAAAUAUGAGGGAAUACAUUCAAAAUCAAUGCCGUAGAAAUAAUGUUAAUUAGUGUUGAAUAAACAGAGGACAGAAAAAUAAUUUUCGUUUC
Nelumbo nucifera (sacred lotus) is the source of this 1112-nucleotide messenger RNA. NCBI's taxonomy places the organism in Eukaryota, Viridiplantae, Streptophyta, Magnoliopsida, Proteales, Nelumbonaceae. The record is from RefSeq and is a predicted model, not a curated record.